AUGGCCAUCUGCCCAGAAUCGGCCCAAACGGACAAAAGUGCUCUGGCAAACCUUUCUGAUGAGACUGAGACUUUGAAGAGCUUUACUGAUGAGGUACAGACUUCCAGUUCAUUCAGCUCCUCUGGAGGACGGCAGUCAUCGCCCCUGACCUCUGGGAGCAAACUGGAGAGGGAAAAGCAGACUCCAAGCUUGGAACAAGGAGACAAACAAUCUGAGCUUCUGGACUUCAAAAAUUAUGAAAAGAAGUUGAGGAAAAAAUGGAUCAACCACCUCAAGCGCAAAGACUCUAACUUUGAACGGCACCAACCAGACACCAAACUUCAAACAGAAAUCACUCAGGUAUCCGAUGAAGAACUGAAUGCCCUGAAGUCUUACUGCACCAUGAAGAUAAAUUUGAUUCAUCACAGAGGGGAUUCUAAGAAGAAGACGAGCGGCAGACAUAAAAAGCUGCAUGUUGGAUUGGAUGCAGAGGCUUUAGAGAGAGAUGCCUUAAGUGGUACUGUACCCAAUGAACUUUUGAACAGAAUCUACUUUAAAAACUUGAAGACAACGCCAAAACAGAAGACAGCAGCUAAGCAACACAUAUCUUCUCAGUGUCCCGAUUGUAACAGGAAAAGAGCAGAGCUGGCCCUGUCUGCCUUUCUGAAACAAAAGAAGACUUUACUGGAGUCAUUUCUACUUCAAGAGAAAAUAGAUGAACAUCUUCAUACCAAAGACUUUCUCACCCGUAUUGGAGAAGCACAUCAAGACUUUCCUAGGCUUUCAGAUGACCCCAGAAUAAUCUGGGAAAGACUGACUGGGAAAAGUCAUAUCAGAUACUCUGGUUUUGAAAGAUCAGAUACAGAGCAGAAGAUGCAGUGA
Rhinopithecus roxellana (golden snub-nosed monkey) is the source of this 861-nucleotide messenger RNA. It is a transcript of the gene C9H8orf48, whose product is annotated as chromosome 9 C8orf48 homolog. The transcript has a single exon. The record is from RefSeq and is a predicted model, not a curated record. NCBI's taxonomy places the organism in Eukaryota, Metazoa, Chordata, Mammalia, Primates, Cercopithecidae. The coding region runs from base 1 to 861 and encodes 286 amino acids.